AUGGCCGAUAACGUUGAAACCGCCCUUGCAAAAAUCCGUCCGCACACAUCCUCUGCCCUCGCGCACCAAAAGGCUCCUGCGACCCUCCUCCGUGCGAUCGAGGCUACCUUCCGCGAACAAAACACCGAGCCCUCUGCGACAGCAUAUUUCGCUGCUCUUCUAACUUCCCUUGAUGGCUCCCUUCAGUCUUCGCGAGCUUCAGGCCCUGCUCUUGGGGAUGGCGAUCUCCUUCCCGCCGUGCUCUACCUUCUCGCAGCAGUCACUCCGUAUAUCCCUCAACCAGUGAUUCGCUCACAUCUAUCGACUAUCAUCACCUUGACUUCCCCACUCUUCCCUGCUCUGUCUGCACAUGCCCCGCCUCUCCGCUCUCAACUCACUCUCUAUGGGACUGUGAUUCUUGCUCUUGAUCGCUCUCAGCUCGACAGUCAGGGCCUCCGGCAGGCCUUCAUGACCAUCUUGCAGCUAACCCUUGACCCUCGUCCAAAAGUGAGAAAGAAGGCGGCAGAAAUUGUUAAGGACGUCCUCGCCGCGCCCCCGCCUCCUUCUCUGAAGCAUCCUUAUGCCGAGAAAGUAGCAGAGUGGGUCAAGGCAGCUCUCGAAGAAGUCUGCGCGGGCGGCCUCCCAAAAUUCAAGGGAAAGAAGGCAGAGACUGAGGGGUCCGACGCCGCCAUUCAUCUUCUGGCCUUUCUCCGUCCCGUGCUCCCCUCCUUGCCCUCUGAGUCAUUGUCCUCUAUCACGUCUUCGCUCCUACUGUUUCCUCGCUUAGGGAACCCGUACCUAUCCCAAUCGGCAUAUUCUAUCCUCUCCGAACUUCUGGCACUCUCAAUGGACGACCCGACCGUGAACCUGCAGUCUCAUAUGUCUGAGCUCCUGAAAGUCAUUCUCUCGGCCCCACCUCUCCGUAGCGACGCUGCCCUCACUGCUGCAUGGGCCAACGUCCUCGGAAGCACGAUGCUCGCAUACCACCAAGCGAAUCCGGAAGAAUGCGCUGCAGAGCUGGGGAAGGUUUGGAAGGCGAUUUGGAACCUGCUCGAAUCGUCCGAUGCUGCGACGCGCAAGGCAGCUGCCGAUGCUCUAGCUACGCUUGGACAAUGCUUCACGACGACUCUCAUCAAAGCAGCUGUCAAGGAGAAAAGCUCAGAUGAGCCGAAAUCUGCCAUCGGCAAGAUUAUCGCGCAGUCUACGAAGGCACUGGACUCGCUUGCAUACGCCCGCGCAAUACCUGACAUUCUCGCCGUCGUUGCAUCCCUCAUCGAGAACCUCAAGUCUCGUAACGGGUCGAGGAAGAACACAACUGCAGCCGAACAGCUGUUGUUGCCUCUCAUCACGAAGGUCGCAGACCUCAGAGUACAGAAGACCUUCGAGUACAAGGAGACCGCAGACGCAACACUCGGUGUCGCUAUGCGUGUUCUCGGGCCGGCAGUAUUGCUACGCGUAUUGCCUCUCAACUUGGAGCAAGUCGAUAGGCAAGCCGGCCGCGAGCCUCGGGCUUUCUUACUACCGCUACUCGCCCAACCACACCCUUCGCCCCUUGGCCACUUCGUGUCGUACUUCGUCCCACUGACAGAACGAAUGUUCGAGCUCCAGAGUACUGCCGAAACCGAAGGUCGCCAAUCGGAAGCCAAGGUCUGGAGCGUUCUUAUCGAGCAGAUCUGGGUUGGUCUUCCCGGAUACUGCUGGGGCGCUCCUGAUCUCAAGCAGUCCCUCACGGCGCAGUUCUCGCAGCUGCUGUCGCAGCUCUUGUACGGCCAGCCAGCGCUCCGUCCCGCUGUGCUCCGAGCACUAAAGGUCAUGGUUGACUCGAACGUUGCCCUUGCCAGUGAGGACCCGGACAGAAUCGCCAAGCUCCCCGAGAGUGUCCGCACCGACCCUAUCACCGCGGCCGAAGCACAAGCGAAUAUAGACUUCCUCCGUUCUCAGGCGGAGAGCUGGCUCGCCGUGUUGUUCAACGUCUUCGGUAGCGUUGGUCGAGAUAACCAGCAUAUGGUCGGGGACGUGAUCAGCUCGUGGAUCGCUAUAGCGGAUGCGAAGGAAGUAACACAGGCAUACCAUAAGCUUGUCACGCUCUUCAAGCAGAACCUCGUCAAGGCGCAAUCCGCACCCGCUCCCAGGGGGCCUACGUCUGACAGCGUGACAGUCAUGAGCCAGGACCUCCUCUUGCUCGCGCUCCCGUACCUGUCGCCCGAGGACGCGACGGCGCUGUUCGCCAUGUUCCUCACGAGCGACGUGCUCGAGAGCCGGGACAACGGCGUCCAAAAGCGCGGCUACAAAGUCCUGACGCGCCUCGUGGAGUCUGGCAAGGUGCAGGUGGACGCGGCGGUCGUGCUCAAGAAGCUCGAGGGGCUAGUCGAGGACCUCGCGGCGGCGGCCAAGAAGGACCGAUUCCAGCUACUCGCGGCACUCAUCGCUGUCAUUCCACAGGAUGCGCUGCACCUAAUUCCUUCGAUCAUUCCGGAGGCGGUUCUGGGUACGAAGGAGCCGUCGGAGAAGGCGCGAAAUGCAGCGUUCGACGUCAUUGUGGCUAUGGGCAGGAAGAUGGCUGCUGGUGGUGUUGUGAAGCGCCAGAUGCUUGAGGAUAUGGCUGACGAUGGAGCUGGCGAAGCCGCCGGUAACAUUGAGGAAUACCUGACGAUGGUCUGUGGUGGACUGGCUGGCGCGUCCCCGCACAUGAUUAGCGCAACUGUCACCGCGGUCUCUCGUCUCAUCUUUGAGUUCAAAAAUAGCAUCUCUGCCAACAUGCAAUCCGAGAUCUUUACUACUCUUCUCGUCUUUGUUACAUCCGCCAACCGCGAAAUUGUCAAGUCCGUCCUUGGCUUCGUUAAGCUCGCCAUACACACCAUGCCCGCCGAUCUGAUCCGCCCGCACCUCAAGGACCUCGUCCCCGCGCUGCUGAAGUGGUCGCACGACCACAAGAACCACUUUAAGGCCAAGGUUCGGCACAUCUUCGAGCGCAUGCUCCGGCGCUUCGGCUGGGAGGACGUCUACGCGUGCGCGCAGGAGGAAGAGGCGCGCAAGGUGCUGCUGAACAUUAAGAAGCGCAAGGACCGCGCCAAGCGUAAACGCGCGAAUGCGGCUGACGACGAAGACGAAGACGUGCCGAAGGCGAAGCCGGCAGCGGGCGACGCGUUCGAGGACGUGCUCUAUGGCAGUGAGAGCGAGAUCGAGGACAGCGACGAGGAGGACGCUCCCGCCCAGAGUGCAGGCCAGGUGAAGCGCAAGGGCAAGGAUGCCGGCGCGAGGCUGAGGGUGGACGACGAUGAGCCCAUGGAUCUUCUGUCUGGAGCUGCAUCUCGCGUCACCAGUAUGUGUUCCGCCAACGCUGGUAAGCGCAAGAAGCCAGGACAAGACGCUGCGCACUUCAAGAUAGACGGAGACACGGGCAAGAUGGUCAUCGAUGACUCCGACGAGGAAGGAGCAGCAGCCGCAGGUGACGAAGACGUAGAGGGCAAUGCUUAUCGCGAGCACCUCACGUCAGUCGACGGCUUCACGCGCGGGCCGAAUGGCAAGAUUAAGUUCAACAAGGACACGAAAAAGCGCAGACGAGAGAACGAGGAAGCGGAUGGGGACAUUGAGAUGGCAGAUGGAGAGGCUCAGAAGGCAGCUGGAAAGAAGACGAAGCGGAAGAUGGAGCCAAAGUUGGGGCACGAGUUCAAGGCGAAGAAAGCCGGCGGAGACGUCAAAAAGGGAGGCGUGGACCCAUACGCCUACUUGUCUCUCUCGCAGGCUGCGAAGAAGCAGAAUCGAGGCAGCCGGAUUGGUAUCGCAGGCAAACGCUGA
Messenger RNA from Dichomitus squalens LYAD-421 SS1, 3777 nucleotides. RefSeq names its product ribosomal RNA-processing protein 12. Lineage: Eukaryota; Fungi; Basidiomycota; Agaricomycetes; Polyporales; Polyporaceae. The coding region runs from base 1 to 3777 and encodes 1258 amino acids. The record is from RefSeq and is a predicted model, not a curated record. The transcript is spliced from 9 exons.